GCCGCCGCCGCCCGCCCUGGUCCCGCGGACAGCGCGCAGCGCCGAGGUGGGAGCGCCGGGAGGAGCAGCGCCUAGAUAAUGCUCAGGGGUGAGCUGUCCUGAGCUGCUGAGUUCCAACUGCCUGUCUGUCCACGCACACCCCAGGUAGCCUGCCAGCACCACCCACCAUGGAGUCCAGGGGGAAGGUGACCAGCAGCCCCAAGCCCGACUCGAAGGCUCCGCAGGCGGCUGCUGAGGCCAGAGCCCCGCCAGCUGCGGAUGGGAAAGCCCCCUCAGCUAAGCCUGGGAAGAAGGAGGCCCAAGCAGAGAAGCAAGAGUCCUCAGCGGCCCCCACCCCAACUGCCAAGAAGACCGCGGUCAAAGCAGACCCUACCCUUCUCAAUAACCACAGCAACCUGAAGCCGGCCCCCGUAGCCCCCAGCAGCCCCGAGGCCACCCCUGAGCCCAAGGGCCCUGGGGAUGGGGCUGAGGAGGAUGAAGCCCCCAGCGGGGGUCCAGGGGGCCAAGGCCCUUGCCCCUUUGAGAACUUGACCCCCCUGCUGGUGGCUGGGGGUGUGGCCAUGGCAGCCGUAGCCCUAAUUCUUGGUGUGGCCUUCCUGGCCCGGAAAAAAUGAUGGCUUGUGCCCAGGUGGGGACACAGCCACUUCCUGUACAGAUCUCAGGAGCCUAGUGCAUGCC
Odobenus rosmarus divergens (Pacific walrus) is the source of this 678-nucleotide messenger RNA. RefSeq names its product cell cycle exit and neuronal differentiation 1 (gene CEND1). The transcript has 2 exons. The record is from RefSeq and is a predicted model, not a curated record. The coding region runs from base 168 to 614 and encodes 148 amino acids. NCBI's taxonomy places the organism in Eukaryota, Metazoa, Chordata, Mammalia, Carnivora, Odobenidae. Gene Ontology annotation, biological process: cerebellum development; radial glia guided migration of cerebellar granule cell; cerebellar granular layer maturation.